CAUGCACCUGACUCAUAUGCGCUACAAACAUAUCUUAAUGCAGCGGACGACUUUGGUAUACAUCUUGCACCUACACACGACACCUCAUCGAACCGUACAACUUCAAGUCGAACCCCAUCACCUUCUCAACAAGAGAAGAUCCCCGGGCCUCCUGCCGUUGCACCUCCUGCACCUAAUCUUCAUGCAGGCAGACCAAGAUUGCCGUCACUCUCGUUCCCCUCUCUGCACAAGCUCAUUAUCCCCAAGAAGAACGUUCCUCCUCCCCCAGAACUCAACCUGCAAUCAGCAACACCGAUUUCGGCAUUGGGGAACGACCCUCGCCGUGAAAUGAGAAUCUCAAAACCCUUAGCUGUUUUAGAUCCUCGAUUCCAAGACAAACCACUGGGUGGGGGUCCCGUUAUGGCCAAUACUGUGCCAGCUGCAUUCAACGAAGAUUAUCUGAAGAGGCGAGAAGCGAAUAAAUCUCCAAUGCUGAGCGGCAACAGUCGCGUUUAUGGAUGA
Messenger RNA from Fusarium graminearum PH-1, 501 nucleotides. RefSeq lists its product as uncharacterized. NCBI's taxonomy places the organism in Eukaryota, Fungi, Ascomycota, Sordariomycetes, Hypocreales, Nectriaceae. The annotation marks the transcript as partial. The record is from RefSeq and is a predicted model, not a curated record. The transcript has a single exon.